Molecule: messenger RNA, 966 nt
Organism: Mytilinidion resinicola
Lineage: Eukaryota; Fungi; Ascomycota; Dothideomycetes; Mytilinidiales; Mytilinidiaceae
Exons: 1
Source: RefSeq, a predicted model, not a curated record
GGUUCCUAUCACAAGGUCUGGAUCCUGGAACACUUCAACGGCGAAAAGGUCGCCAUCAAGGUCCCCGCCAUCGGACAUGCCGCUCGUUGGAUGCCCGUGGACGCCGAGAAUCUUCGCUCGGAAGCUCUCACAAUGGAUUACAUCCGGCUUAAAACGAAGUUUCCUGUUCCAAAGGUGUUGGACUUUGACACCACCUUCAACAACCCCAUCGGCUGCCCUUACAUCAUGAUGGAAUUUGUUGAGGGAAUCUCAGCGUACGAUGCUUGGUUCCCCGAAGAAGAGGGCGACCUUCCCCUCGAGGAAGUUCGUGAAAACAUCCUUACCUCUCUUGCCGGAGCUAUGGCUGAAUUACGCUACCUAGAGUUCGACAAAAUCGGAAUGCUCCACUUCGAUGACCUACAUAAUCCCAUCGUUGGAGAUGUUCACACCUUCGUCGAAUCCGAAGAUAAGUCUCGACGCCCGGAAGACGAUGGGAUCGCCCGAGUACAAGCCACGAUCCCCACCUUCAUGACCACAAAAGAAUACUACAAGGCGGAACUCGAAUCAGAAUCGCUUCGUCCCGGCGACUGGCGAUCUGCAGUUACCCGUAAAGUCUGCAACCUUGCCCUCGACGGCAAACCAUUCACCCCGGCAACACCCGCCGAAGCGACCGACCAACAACCCGAGAAAUUCUGGCUCAUGCACCCAGACUUCAACUACCAAAACAUCAUGGUCACGCCAGAUGGCAAGCAGAUCACCGGCAUCAUCGACUGGGACGGCGUCCAAACCGUUCCCCGUUGCGUCGGCUACGCCGCUGUGCCGAUUUGGCUCCGCCAAGACUGGCAGUCUGAUUACGUUUGGCCAGACAACCACCUCGAGACUCAUUCUGUGGAUGAGCUGGAGAAAUAUCGGAAAAUUUACGCACAAGCCAUGCGGGAUGCGGCUGGCGAAAACUCAGAUUGGAAAUAUACAGAGAAUAGCGCCGUU